This is a messenger RNA of Crotalus tigris (Tiger rattlesnake), 1219 nucleotides long. RefSeq names its product RAB33A, member RAS oncogene family (gene RAB33A). The record is from RefSeq and is a predicted model, not a curated record. Bases 442 to 1092 code for a protein of 216 amino acids. Gene Ontology annotation, biological process: Rab protein signal transduction. Gene Ontology annotation, cellular component: endosome; Golgi apparatus. The transcript has 2 exons. Gene Ontology annotation, molecular function: GTPase activity; GTP binding. NCBI's taxonomy places the organism in Eukaryota, Metazoa, Chordata, Lepidosauria, Squamata, Viperidae.
GAGGGAAGCCCUGCCUCGCUCAUACGGCUCCUCCGCCUUUGCAAAGCAGCCCCUGGCUGGGUCCGCGAAGCGCGGCUCGGAGCAGUUCCAGGGGAGGAGUGGACCGGGCAAAGGGGCCGCCCUCCAGCCCUGCCCCGGCGCCCCCCCCCCACGAGCCGAGCGGCGCAGUUCCAGCUGCGGCCAGCUGUAGCUCCGCCUCGCCGGGCUGGGCGCUGGAAGCCGGCUGGGCGCCCGACAGCCAAUGGCCGCGCCACCCCAGGGGCGGCUCCCGGCCGGCGAAGCGAGGCUGCUCCGGCGGCUGCGGCUGGGUGGGAGCCCGCGGCUCGGCCGCCCCUCCGUCCUGCUGGCUGAGCCGGAGAAGCGGUGCUGGUGAGCCCCGCGCGGCCGUCCUCCGUUGCUCCCCGCGGCUUCCUCCUGCUCCUGCUCGCCCGCUCCGCCGGGAUGGAGCUGGAGGCCUCGCUGGAGCAGUCGGUGCAGGCGCGCAUCUUCAAGAUCAUCGUCAUCGGGGACUCGAACGUGGGCAAGACCUGCCUGACGGUGCGCUUCUGCGGCGGCACCUUCCCCGCCAGCACCGAGGCCACCAUCGGCGUGGACUUCCGGGAGAAGGCGGUGGAGAUCGCCGGCGAGCACAUCAAGGUCCAGGUGUGGGACACAGCAGGUCAAGAGAGGUUCCGGAAGAGCAUGGUGGAACAUUACUACCGCAACGUCCACGCUGUGGUGUUUGUCUAUGAUGUCACAAAAAUGGCGUCCUUCCUCAACCUGAAAAACUGGAUUGAGGAGUGCAACGGCCACGCGGUCCCGGCUCUUGUCCCCAAAGUGCUUGUGGGAAACAAGUGUGACUUGCGGGAUCAAAUCCAAGUCCCGUCCAGCAUGGCCCUGAAAUUUGCCGAUGCCCACAAUAUGCUUUUGUUUGAAACCUCCGCAAAGGACCCCAAAGAGAGUCAGAACGUGGAGUCUAUUUUCAUGUGUCUGGCCUGCCGGCUGAAAGCUCACAAGUCUCUGCUCUAUCGGGACAUGGAGAGGCAGCAAGGGAAGGGACAGAAAAUAGAGCUGGCGCCGGCCUCUGGCAAUAGGAAUUCCUGUCCUUGCUGAAGGACGGUCUUGACUGUUGAACCGGGAGGGCUGGGCAGGUGGUUUUGUGUGCCUCGAUAAACUGAAUCAACGUGGCUCGUUUCCAGUGAAUUCCAUGUUAAAUUAAUAAACAUUUGUAUGGCUCACA